CCCUAGUCCUGCAUGUUGGAAAAGAUCGAGGAACUACUCACACCCAGGUAGGUGUCAGGCUGUCCCACCCACCAGAAGUAAGGACAUCUCUUCCACGAGGCAGCUGGCGGAAUCGUUAUCCAGACCCGUCCCCACUCUCCUCUUCCCAGUGUUCGUCCAUAUCUGCAGUUAGGGUUCCUUGGCUUUGCCCGAACAAGGUAGAGCGUACAUCUCAAAUCCCAGAUAUACGGCUCUCUCCAUCGCACCCAGUGGAUAAUCAAGAAUUCCGAUUGCCCUUUUCCAUGACCAACCAAUCCUUUCGUCGCCAAUGCGUGUCAUGUUUCUCCGUCCGUCCGUCUGCGGAAUACACAAGGUUUUAGUCUUCAUAUUCGCAUUGUAUUUUACCCACGGGUCAGUCUGGAACCUAAAUUUCUCCCAUAGACUUUCCUGUCUUUACCGUUCUCGCGAUUACCAGGUCCGUCGAUUCCGCCGGUACGAACCUCGGUGCGGGGAAAGCUCCUCACCAAGCCGGCGGCUGUCCCCACCAACAGCCAACCAGGUAAAAUACUUGCGGCCGAGUUUGAUGGACACGAUCAGGUGGUUCUUGAACAACAGUGCCAAUGGGGUUGGGACGAUUUCCCAGUGGCCGUGGUCGAGAUUUCAACAUUUCGGGCACGGCCUACCGAGGUUUCCUCUCGCUGCCUGGUGGGCAGGUGUCUCUGUCCGGGGCAUCCCCAGAAGUCUAACAGCAUUAACGGUUGAUUUCCGGGGGCUGGACUUUGUUUUCCUUACUCACCCAUUGCGGGCCAUCAUAGAUCUGGACUUAUCUUGAACAGUGUUGAGUGGUUCUCAACGUUAAG
Aspergillus candidus is the source of this 839-nucleotide messenger RNA. RefSeq lists its product as uncharacterized. The transcript has a single exon. The record is from RefSeq and is a predicted model, not a curated record. The coding region runs from base 308 to 811 and encodes 167 amino acids. Lineage: Eukaryota; Fungi; Ascomycota; Eurotiomycetes; Eurotiales; Aspergillaceae.